CGGGAGCUGGCCGGGCCAUGCCAGCCGGAGCCCCCGGCGGCGCGGCAGCGUGCUCGGCGCGGCACCAUGGCCGCUGAGAACCGCUCGGCGGCGGGCGGCGGCGCGCCCUGGGCUGGGCUGCCCGAUUUCAUCUUCCAGAAGGAACUGUUUGCUGCCAGAGACACAGACUCCAUGCACAACCUUUCUGCUCAGCCCUGGCAGGCAAAGAUGGCCAACCUGACCUAUGACAACUUCACCCUGGGCAACCACUCCGAGGUGGCCAUCCAGCCUCCCACCAACUACAAGACAGUGGAACUGGUUUUCAUUGCCACAGUCACUGGCUCACUCAGCCUUGUCACCGUGGUGGGGAACAUCCUGGUGAUGCUCUCCAUCAAGGUGAACCGACAGCUCCAGACCGUCAACAACUACUUCCUCUUCAGCCUGGCCUGCGCGGACCUUAUCAUUGGGGUCUUCUCCAUGAACCUCUACACUGUCUACAUCAUCAAAGGCUACUGGCCGCUGGGGGCCGUGGUGUGUGACCUGUGGCUGGCUCUGGACUAUGUGGUGAGCAAUGCCUCUGUCAUGAACCUGCUCAUCAUCAGCUUUGACCGGUACUUCUGUGUCACCAAGCCCCUGACGUACCCUGCCAGGAGGACCACCAAGAUGGCAGGGCUGAUGAUUGCAGCUGCAUGGAUAUUGUCCUUCAUUCUCUGGGCCCCUGCCAUCUUGUUCUGGCAGUUCAUUGUGGGCAAGAGGACAGUCCCUGAGAGGGAAUGCUACAUCCAGUUCCUCUCCAACCCAGCAGUGACCUUUGGCACGGCCAUUGCUGCUUUCUACCUUCCUGUAGUCAUCAUGACAGUGCUGUACAUCCACAUCUCCCUGGCCAGCAGAAGCAGGGUGAGGAGACAUAAGCCUGAAAGCAGGAAAGAGAGGAAAGCCAAGUCCCUCAAGUUCCUCAAGGGCCCCCUGGUCAAACAGAACAAUAAUAACUCUCCCAAGAGGGCUGUGGAGGUGAAGGAGGAGGUGAGGAAUGGGAAAGUGGAUGACCAGCCAUCAGCACAGACAGAGGCCACUGGCCAUCAGGAAGAGAAGGAGACGUCUAAUGAGUCCAGCACUGUCAGUAUGACCCAGACCACAAAAGACAAACCUACGACAGAAAUCUUGCCAGCGGGGCAAGGACAAAGCCCGUCCCACCCACGGGUGAACCCAACUUCCAAGUGGUCCAAGAUUAAGAUCGUCACCAAGCAGACUGGGAGUGAAUGUGUCACUGCCAUUGAGAUCGUCCCAGCUAAGGCUGGAGCCUCUAACCACAACUCCCUGGCCAACAGCCGCCCAGCCAAUGUUGCCAGGAAGUUUGCUAGCAUUGCCAGAAGCCAAGUACGGAAGAAGCGCCAGAUGGCAGCCCGAGAGAAGAAAGUCACCCGUACCAUAUUUGCUAUCCUGCUAGCCUUCAUACUCACAUGGACUCCAUACAAUGUGAUGGUCCUCAUUAACACCUUCUGUGAGACCUGUGUACCUGAAACAGUGUGGUACAUUGGCUACUGGCUCUGCUAUGUCAAUAGCACCAUCAACCCAGCCUGCUAUGCCCUCUGCAAUGCCACUUUCAAGAAAACCUUCAAGCACCUUCUCAUGUGCCAGUACAGGAACAUUGGCACAGCCAGAUAAACUGGCACUCAGGGACCACUUCAGUAACAUUAUGGAAGCCCUUCCCUUUGCCUUCUUUGCCAGCAGGGGUUUCUCUGCUCCCCACUCACAACAGUGCAGAAUGUGCAGUGAUUGCAGAUGAUGCCCUUCAUCUAAUGCUGACAAAGAUCCAAGGCACCUCUGAGCUGCAAGU
This is a messenger RNA of Neopelma chrysocephalum (saffron-crested tyrant-manakin), 1816 nucleotides long. It is a transcript of the gene CHRM4, whose product is annotated as cholinergic receptor muscarinic 4. Gene Ontology annotation, biological process: chemical synaptic transmission; adenylate cyclase-inhibiting G protein-coupled acetylcholine receptor signaling pathway; regulation of locomotion. The coding region runs from base 67 to 1644 and encodes 525 amino acids. Gene Ontology annotation, molecular function: G protein-coupled serotonin receptor activity; G protein-coupled acetylcholine receptor activity. The transcript is spliced from 3 exons. The record is from RefSeq and is a predicted model, not a curated record. Gene Ontology annotation, cellular component: dendrite; synapse; plasma membrane. Lineage: Eukaryota; Metazoa; Chordata; Aves; Passeriformes; Pipridae.